Messenger RNA from Setaria italica (foxtail millet), 3437 nucleotides. Its product is annotated as pentatricopeptide repeat-containing protein At2g35130. Bases 84 to 3149 code for a protein of 1021 amino acids. Gene Ontology annotation, biological process: phosphatidylinositol phosphate biosynthetic process. Lineage: Eukaryota; Viridiplantae; Streptophyta; Magnoliopsida; Poales; Poaceae. The transcript has 18 exons. Gene Ontology annotation, molecular function: protein binding; inositol monophosphate 1-phosphatase activity. The record is from RefSeq and is a predicted model, not a curated record.
GCAGCAGAGAGCUCAUACAAAAAGCUUACUCUCAAAAAGCCAAAGAGGCCAUCAAAGUAUCGAAAACCUUCCUCUGAGCACCAAUGGCACGGUAUCUUCUCGCUCCCACCACCACCGCCUCCUCCUCCUCUGCCCUCCUCCCCAAGGAUGCCGCCAAGAACUUGCCGCCGUCGCGGACCCUCCGCCUCCGCGCGCUCGGCUCCAGGUCCGGCAAGGCGCGCCCCAUCAUGGCGGUAGCGUCGGAGCAGGCGGCCCCGGCCGCCGGUUACCCCAAGGUGGCCGCCCCCACCACCGGCCCGAUCCCCGCUGCCGAGCUGCUCGGCGUCAUCGAGGCCGCCGCAAAAGCUGGGGCCGAUGUUAUAAUGGAAGCUGUUAAUAAACCACGCAAUAUCCACUAUAAAGGUGUUGCAGACUUGGUGACAGACACAGAUAAGUUGAGUGAAUCAGUAAUUUUGGAAGUUGUCAUGAAGAACUUCAAAAACCACCUCAUACUUGGGGAGGAAGGUGGCCUUAUUGGAGAUUCCUUGUCAGAGUAUCUCUGGUGCAUUGACCCUUUAGAUGGAACAACAAACUUUGCACAUGGUUAUCCAAGCUUUUCUGUGUCCAUUGGGGUUCUCUUUCGUGGAAAGCCUGCUGCUUCCACAGUGGUGGAAUUUUGUGGUGGGCCUUUUUGCUGGAGCACCCGUACAAUUUCUGCAUCUGCUGGUGGGGGAGCUUAUUGUAAUGGGCAAAAAAUUCAUGUUAGUCAAACAGACAAGGUGGAGCAAUCUCUUCUCGUCACAGGGUUUGGAUAUGAACAUGAUGAUGCCUGGACAACCAACAUUAAUUUGUUCAAAGAGUUUACUGACAUUAGCAGGGGAGUUCGAAGGCUAGGGUCUGCUGCUGCGGACAUGUCUCAUGUUGGACUGGGCAUUACAGAAGCCUACUGGGAAUACCGGCUUAAGCCAUGGGAUAUGGCUGCUGGUGUCCUGAUAGUUGAAGAAGCUGGUGGGGUGGUAACACGCAUGGAUGGUGGAGCAUUUACAGUCUUCGACCGUUCUGUUCUGGUCUCCAAUGGUGUUGUUCAUGGACAGCUUUUGGAUCGGAUUGGCCCUCCUACUGAAGAUCUUAAGAAGAAAGGAAUUGAUUUCUCGUUGUGGUUCAAGCCCGACAAGUACCCAACUGACUUUAACAAGCCAAAACAAAGAAAACCAAAGGAGAGAUAUUUCAGCUUGCUCUGUUCGCAGCUUCUGCCGUUCACAACUCCCAUCCCCUCCGAAAGGGCCAUAGCUCAAGCGAAGCUUGGAAGCUCAGCGAUAUUUUCCCUCGCUGUUCAGCAGGUCCGCUCUCGCUGCCUGUCAGGAGCGCUGGGCCGCUGUUGGCCUUCAACACCCUGUGUGCUCAUGUUAAGCGUUGAGGCUCCAGCGUAUUACUUGACUGCAAGACCUAGAUGGAAAUUACGUGCUUGUAGAAAUGUCAUGCAAGAAGCUGCCUCACAAGAUGCAAAGGCAAAUUUCUACAGGAGUGAGAGGAAAAACCGGAAAAAGGAGGGCACUUACAUUGACAAAGAUGGCAUAGCAAGGACCUUUGAUCGAAAGAAAAUAUCCAGAAAGAGGGGGGGUGCUAUGAAAGGCCGUGGUUGGAAGUACGGCUCUGGGUUUGUGGAUGGAGUCUUCCCUGUGCUCAGUCCAAUGGCACAGGAUAUCCUAGAACUUGUGCAGAAGGGGACCGAUGUUGCCAAAGUCUGCCAGUCACUGGACAACAUUCCUCAUGCACACGAUCUUUGGGAUGACAUUGUCAAUGUCGCCGUCCAGCUCCGCCUCAACCGACAAUGGGAGCCCAUCAUCACAGUCUGUGAAUGGAUCCUUUACCGGAGUUCAUUCCGGCCGGACAUCAUCUGCUACAACCUGCUGAUAGAUGCAUAUGGCCGAAAGCGUGAGCUGAGCAAGGCGGAGUCGAUUUACAUGGCUCUUCUGGAGACUCACUGUGUGCCUACAGAGGACACCUAUGCUCUUCUCUUGCGCGCUUACUGCAAUGCUGGACAACUGCACCGAGCCGAGGGCGUGAUUUCAGAGAUGCAGGAGAAUGGGAUUCCUCCAAGUGCAACUGUAUAUAAUGCGUACCUCGACGGCCUACUGAAAGCGAGGUGUACCGAAAAGGCGGUCGAGGUGUACCAAAGGAUGAAGAAAGAACGCUGCAGAACUAACACUGAGACGUACACCCUGAUGAUCAACGUGUAUGGAAAGGCAAAGCAACCGAUGUCAUCGUUGAAAGUCUUCAACGAGAUGAAGGCGAUCGGGUGCAAGCCCAACAUCUGCACCUACACUGCGCUGGUGAACGCGUUCGCGAGGGAAGGCCUGUGCGAGAAGGCCGAGGAGGUGUUUGAGGAGAUGCAGCGGGCCGGGCAUGAGCCCGACGUGUACGCCUACAAUGCCCUCAUGGAAGCUUACAGCCGAGCAGGGUUCCCGCAAGGCGCGUCCGAGAUCUUCUCUUUGAUGGAGCACAUGGGGUGUGAGCCUGACAGGGCCUCAUACAACAUCUUGGUGGAUGCCUAUGGAAGAGCUGGUCUUCAUCAAGAGGCAGAAGCGGUGUUCCAAGAGCUGAAGCAGGUGGGCAUGCGGCCGACGAUGAAGUCGCACAUGCUCCUCCUGUCCGCGCACGCCAAGUCCGGCAACGUCUCCAGGUGCGAGGAGGUGAUGGCCCAGCUGCACAAGUCCGGCCUGGAGCCGGACACCUUCGCGCUCAACGCCAUGCUCAACGCGUACGGCCGGGCGGGGCGGCUCGACGACAUGGAGCGGCUCGUCGCGGCGAUGGAGAAGCGCGGCGGCGGCGGCGGCGCCCCGGACAUCGGCACGUACAACGUGCUGGUGAACGUGUACGGGCGCGCGGGGUACCUGGACAGGAUGGAGGCGGCGUUCGGCACGGCGGCGGCGAGGGGGCUCGCCGCCGACGUGGUGACGUGGACGUCGCGCAUCGGCGCGUACGCGAGGAAGAAGGAGUACGGGCGGUGCCUGGAGGUGUUCGAGGAGAUGGUGGACGCCGGGUGCUACCCGGACGCCGGCACGGCGAAGGUGCUGCUCGCGGCGUGCUCCGACGAGCGGCAGGUGGAGCAGGUCACGGCCAUCGUCAGGUCCAUGCACAAGGACGCCAAGACGCUCUUCACACUAUGAGAUCAACACCAGCUGAUGCAUGGGUAUGGCAUCACGUUGCUAUACAUGAACCUCUUGUGAACAAGUGACUAAUGUAGUGUAGUGAAAGUCUAGCAUGUAUGAGUAUGGAUUGCCGUAUAAUUGCUGCUAGAUGAUUACAUAUCUUGAAGAACAUACUCCACGGUGACCAAGCUCAUGUAGUCAAGUUCGACAGAAAAAGUACAUAUCUCAGUCAAAUUGAACCAGGCAAGCGGUUAUUCUAUAUUUAUCUGCAAGUGGGAAAAAAGUAUCACUAAUGAUGUUUGAAGA